Condylostylus longicornis is the source of this 7472-nucleotide messenger RNA. RefSeq names its product cytohesin-1 (gene step). The record is from RefSeq and is a predicted model, not a curated record. Gene Ontology annotation, biological process: regulation of ARF protein signal transduction. The coding region runs from base 631 to 2724 and encodes 697 amino acids. Gene Ontology annotation, molecular function: guanyl-nucleotide exchange factor activity. The transcript is spliced from 10 exons. Lineage: Eukaryota; Metazoa; Arthropoda; Insecta; Diptera; Dolichopodidae.
UAUUCGUCGCCAUGUUGGAUUUCUAAAUGGUAUCCUUUAUUGUUUUGAAUCUUUUGUUUAUUCCCAUAUGUUUUGUAAAUAAACUAAAAGGCUUUUGUACAUAUAAAAGAAUGAAAUCGUUGCACUAAAAUCAAACUUUUUUUUAUUGUUUAACUUGACCCAAGUUUUAAAUGGUAAUAUUAUUUGCUACAAGUAAUGGCAGCUUUCAGUCAUUGCAGUUUUGAAACACCAGAUCUAACACCAGAGCAGCAGAGAUUAUUGAUUGAAUUACGCAGGCAGAAGCAGGAACUUUUAUUAGAAAUUCAGCUGUAAUAAAAUAUCGAUUUUGGCACUCCGAAAAAUAAUAUUGCUAUUGCAGAUUCAUACCUUCUAUAAGUGAGAUUUAUAAUUAAAACUCUACGUGCGUAACUUAGUUCGAAGUUCAUAGAAUUCUACGAGGGAAAUUCACAAUAAGGGUGCAUAAUAUAUAUAAUUAUAAAUGUUAUAGAAAGUUAAAGUACUAUAUGAAAUUAUAAGGACAUGGUUUUUGUUUGUUAUUCAGUUAGUUAAAAAACUGUAAUUGGAAAUCAUAAGAAUAAAUAUUUGCUUUAUAAAUUAUAUUUAAUACAUAAAAUUGAAAACAGAAAAAGUAUGUCGAACUGGUUUUCAUCAUUACGUCGGCAACAAAGAAACAAGAAAUCUAUUGAUGCAAAAAAACUGCAAAAAAGUUGCAUUGAUUUGACAUCUAACAGCACAUUUUAUGCAGACAUACCGUUACCUAAACAUCAGAAUGACGAUAAACAUGUGAACAUUCCGGUUAAAAAUCUUUAUGGGAGUGCGAAGCCAAAAAUUCAAAGUGAAUUAAAAAACUCUGAUAAUAAUAAUUUUAAUACUAAUUGUGAUAAUAGCAGUUUAUGUAGCGAUAAGAAAAGUUUGCUAAGUGGCCGUAAUGUUCGGCAAUUGUGUUCAAAAUGCUGCUGUCGGUUUCAGAAACCGACGACGGGUUUGUUUAUUGUACCUAAUGACUAUAAUAGCAAAUCAGAACUCAAAAUAGAAACCGAUUGCAUUACAGACAUUAAAGUAACUAAGAUUCCCAGUCCUGAUGGAAGUAAAUUGGUUUAUAAUAAAAGAUCUGAAAUCAAAAAAACAACCACAACACUCGUCUCGCGAACGACAACAUUGAUGACGAACCGUUCUGGCUUUGUUUUCAAUGAAAAUGAAGACGUAAUAUCACAACAUUUUCGCAAAUUCCGAGCUAGUAGUUUGGGUUCCAUACUGGAUGAUAGCAGUUGUGAUAAUAGUAGUAAUAGUAGUAUUUCUCAUAUGGUUCAUAAUAUAAGUAAUUGCAAUAAUAACUGUGAUGAUAGUGAUAUAAGUGAUAAACCUAAAGCAAGGACCUUUUCGUCACUGCAAAACUCACCAUUAUUAGAAUGUAAUGACUUUUUGUUUAUUGAUGAAACAAAUACAAGUGGGGAAGAUAGUGUUAACCUUAAGCUAUUGAUUCAAAAUAAUAAUUACAACUACAAAAGAAAUAGCAUAAAUGAUGAUAAUAAUUUCUGUAUCGCGUGUAAGACGCCGAUAAAAGGAUCAAAAGCCUUCGAAUAUGAUUCAUUCAAUCACACUCAAAAUAUUCAAAAAACCUAUGUAUUCGACAAUAAUGGGAAGCAAAUCAAGGAUGAGUUGUGCGAAGUUGUAUCUGAAAUGGAGACAUUGGAUUCACAAGAAGGAUGUAAACAUUCCAACAAAGAUAAGCAAAUGUCAAUAGGUCGGAAAAAAUUCAACAUGGAUCCAAAAAAAGGUAUAGAGUAUCUAGUCGAUAACCACCUUCUAGUAAUGGAUCCACAAGAUGUUGCACACUUUUUGUAUAAAGGGGAAGGACUUAAUAAAACGGCUAUAGGAGACUACUUAGGUGAAAAAAAUGAUUUCAACGAACAGGUUCUAAAAGCUUUUGUCGAAUUACAUGAUUUCACUAAUUUGAUUUUGGUUCAGGCUCUAAGACAAUUUUUGUGGUCAUUUCGACUGCCUGGUGAAGCACAAAAAAUUGACCGCAUGAUGGAAUGUUUUGCUCAACGUUACUGUCAAUUAAAUCCAGAUAUUUUCACAAAUACGGAUACAUGUUAUGUACUUAGUUUUGCUAUUAUUAUGUUAAAUACAUCUCUACACAAUCCUUCAGUAAAAGAUAAACCAUCUGUGGAGCAAUUUAUAACAAUGAAUCGUGGCAUUAAUAAUGGUGGAGACUUACCAAGGAGUUUAUUAGAAUCCUUAUAUGAAUCUAUAAGAACAGAGCCAUUUAAAAUACCACAAGAUGAUGGAAAUGAUUUGAUGCACACUUUUUUCAAUCCAGAUAAGGAAGGGUGGUUAUGGAAACAAGGUGGAAGAUACAAAUCAUGGAAACGUAGAUGGUUUAUAUUAAACGAUAACUGCUUGUACUAUUUUGAAUACACUACGGAUAAGGAACCCCGAGGAAUUAUUCCACUAGAAAAUAUCUCGGUAAGGGAAAUUCAGGAUCGUAGUAAACCACAUUGUUUUGAAUUAUACGCCAGCGGAGGUGCUGAUAUCAUUAAAGCUUGUAAGACUGAUUCAGAAGGAAAGGUUGUUGAAGGAAAACAUACUGUUUAUCGCAUGUCAGCGGCUACAGAAGAGGAUAAACUGGAAUGGAUAAAACGUUUAACGCAAUCGAUUAGCCAUAAUCCUUUUUAUGAUAUUUUAGUACAAAGAAAGAAAAAAGCUUUAGCGAAAAGUUAGUACUAAAACAGCGAUGCAAAAUGCAGUUGACACCAGCUAUUCUGGAAAAAUUUAUUAAUUGCUACAAAGGCAAAAUAAUUAAAAUAAAUAAGGAAAAAGGAUUUUCAAAAAUUUAACCCAUAAUGGAAAUAUUUAAAAAACGAUUUUGGAAUAUUGGAUUUCUCUUUAUCGUUAGAAUUAUUAAUUCUUUUUAAAACUUUUUUAUACACAUACAAUGUCUUAAACUUUUUAAAAACAUAAAGUUUCGACUCCGAAUAAAAAUUAAACUGAUUUAGAAAUUGCAACAAGAAGGAAAAGGAUAGAAAGCUUAAAAGAUAAUUAAUUAUAAAGAUUCGUGAAGUUUACUAAAUUUUAGAAUUGAAAUAGAAGAUUUAUUUCUAGUUAUGUUUUUUGUUUAUAUGUUUUUGGUGUUUGACUACACGAAAAGCAAGAUAUAUAUUCUGAUUAACUUUUCAUUUAAAAAUUUUUAGUCAUAUUAUAUUUUGUUAUUAUAUGUUUCAUAAACAUACAUAUAUUCAAAAUUAAUAAAUGAUUGAACAGGGGCGAGCUAAUAAAAAUAAUUUUUUUCAUAUAAAAAAUUUGAAUUUAACGACAUACACUAUAUCAUGAAUAUUCUAUGGUAACAAUAUACUAAAGAUUCAAAUUUUUUAUUACUCUCAUUAAUACAAUACAAAAAUGAAUUGGUUUCCUAAUGCGGAACUUAUUCUAUGAUAUCACAUUAAAAAUUAUUUGCUAACUUGUAUGCACAUCUGUAAAUCAAAUUAGGUUUUGAACAUAUUACUUGUUUGAAAAAAAUCCAAUACAUCUAUGUAUUUUGCUUCUAAUUAAUUUUACUUAAAGUUCUAAUUUCUUAAAAUAAUUGGUAAAUUGCUCUGGAAAAUAUAUUGUUGCAUUUAAAAAAACAGAUUGCAAAAUUUAGCGUAUCCAACCUUUUUUGUCUUCCAAAAGUAAAAAUACCGAAUUAUAGAGAAAAUUUUGUAUAGACUUUAAAUUUAUGUUUUGGAAACCUUUUUUGAAUAAUUGCAAAUAAAUUUAUGCAAAUUGAAAUAAAUUUUAUAUAAUAAUAAUAUUACAAGACGAUUUUAUAUAAAAAUUUAUAAAAUUUGUAUGCAUUGUUAUAAUUUGGAUAAGAUUGGAGUUGAAAUAAACAGACUACAAUUUACUGAGCGUAAAUUAUUUUCCAAAGAAACAAGCUACCUAAUUUAAAGAGAAUGAUUGUAUUGCAAUAAAGUCUAAUAUUUUAAAAUUCUGAAAGCCUAAAUAACAUUUUGCAAUGAAGACUUGCAGGUAUUCCAAGGAAAUAUUUAACAGUAUCAAAUUUGAAAUCGGGCACAAUCAAUAUUUUUCUCAUAAAUUGAAUUUAAUAAAAUUUUUAAUGAAAAGUAAAACGGAUGCAGGAUUCAGUAUACAUACAGUGACAUUUUAAUAAAAUUAUCGGCUUCAAAUUACAGGGGCUCCCUAUGCGACAAUCUAUAGAAAAACCAAAAUAAAAUUUCUUACAAAUGUUUUCUCUAUAAUUCAAUAUCUUUCUAUAUGGAAACCAAAAAAGUUUGAAACACUACAUUUUACAAUUUUUUAGUUAUUUUCAGUUUUUUUUGCAUUGUUUGAAUAGAUUUGAGUUAUAAUCAAAGCUCGUUAUUGGUUACUAAUAUAAUAUUUUAGGCAGAGUAUUUUCAAUUCUAUUUAAAGUUUGGUUUUACAGUAAUUGUUGUAAAUUAAAUUCUUUAUUUUUCAGUUACCCAUAACGUUGUGAUACAAAUUUUUUUUAAUAGGUACCCUUUAUUUAAAAUUAUUGUAUAAUAUAUUACUAUUUCAAUUUUUAGUAUAUAUAAUUAUGUAUACAAGUAUUAUUAAGUAAAUUGAUUGUUUUUUAAGUUAAUAUAAUUUAGUUUUAGUCAAUUUUUUGUCGUAUUUAUUGUAUAUACAUAUCUACAUUCAUUUAAGCAAAAUGGCUGCAAAAUUAUUUGAUAUUCAAGUAUAAUACUAUUUUACAACUUUCUAUUACUUGCAUAGUUUCAGCUCUAUCAUGAAUUGAGUUCGCAGCUCUUAAAUUCGGAAAUUAUGAAUAUUAUAUUCCCAGUUACGAAUUACUGCUUGGAAUGUUCAUAAUAGAGGAGUCAUAAAUUACGUUCGUAGAAAAAGCGCCCUUAAAAGUCUACGAAAGAAACAAUCACAUGUUAUUUUAAGGAAAUGUUUGUACCAAAUUUUUAUGUUUUGAAUACUUUUAUUUGAGUUUGAAUUACUUUAACAGAGUUACUAUGAAUGAAAAUAAAUUCAUAUUUGCUAAAAAAUUUUUCCUUUUACUUUUCAUAAAUAUUUAAAAACAAAACUACAAAACUUUGUAUAAAAGUUAUUUACUAAAAUAGCAACCAAAAAAUUUAAAUUAACAUUUGGCAGUUGAAAUAAAAUACUGACGUUGACACUCUGAAAAAUGGCCCCGCCACUAAUGAUCAAUAAUCUUUACGAAGGAAUUUAUGAUCAUUCAAAAGUCUACGAGCGGAAUUCAUGAUAGGGCUGUAUACGUUAUCAUGAAAGUUUUGCAAUUAUUGAAGUAUUUAUGUAGAAAUGUAAUUUAUCGAAUUUUGUUCUAAAAAAGCCUUUAUAAUUGGGUGCAAAAUAUAUUUUAUCAUGUUCAAUGUUAUAACAACCAGAAAAAUCAUGUUUAAAAGAUAAUUUUUGUCAAAUAAAUAGUGCCAAAUUGAUUGGAAAAUGUUUCGUAUGUGCAUAUCAAUGCUUCAUCUUUGAUAUUUUCUUUCAAGCCUACUACAUAUUUUUUAAAUGAAUUUUAAAUCUUUAUAUACAUAUGAAUGUAUGUAUCAACUGGAGGCUGAAAUGUUUUUCCUUUUUCGUAUAUUUGAUUAAUUUGUUCUGUUUUUAGAAUUUAAAUAAAAAUCAUUCUAAUUUAUUUUUUCUAAUUAUUUUUUCUAAUUUAUUAAAAUAAAUAAAAAAUAUAAUGAUAAAUAAAUAUAAUAAAAAAAAUGAUAGAAGUCUUAUUUCAAAGCAACUUAGUUAAAUAUUUUGUUUACGUUUAAAUUAAUUUAUGUAAGUUAAAAAUUGUAAAUUUAAUUACAUAAAUAUUUAGUCGCAAGGACAAUAUUUUAUUAUUGCGUUGGCUUUGUGGAUUCUAAAAUUAUAUAAGUUAAUUAAAUAAAAUUCAAAUAUGUAAUAAUAAUAAAAGUUUUACAUUUAGCAAAUAAUUCAUUUUGUUUUUUAUUUCAUAUUUUCUGGAAAAUUUUGAUUUUUGCAAAAAAAAAAAACACCACUGUUACAAGUAUCAUAAUGUCUUUAUAUCUAACAAGUCCCAAUAAUCAAUUUUUUUUACGAAAUAUUACGAAUUUUUGGCUUUUUUCUUUAAAUGCCACUGAUCGUGUCAUAUUUUUUAUUAUUUUUUUCUUUUUUUUUAAGUAAAAAAGAGAUUAAUAUUUAAAAAAUCUCAGGAUAUUAUACACAUUUUUUAAAAAGCUUCCCAUUUAAAUUCUAUUGCACGAAAAAGAAAGAAAGGUAGGAGGAAAGAAAAAAUGAAAAAAAAUUUCAAAUUCAUAUUUCAAUAUGGUUUCAAAUGUUAAUGAGGAAGGAUGUAUGAUUUUUUAUGCACAUUUUGUAUUUCCCAAUAAGGUAAGUUGAGUAGUGUCGGCUAACAAAAAUGUUAUUAAAAGUAAUAUAGGUUGACACAUUUCAACAAUUUGAAUUAUCUCAUUUCGGUUAUUUAUACGUUACUUAUAAAAUUGCUUCAAAUAAUUUCAGUUAGUUUUUAAGUUAUUAAAAAUAAAUAUGUAUGUACCUACUUACAAUAAAUUUUUUUUUAAAUAAUUAUUUAAAAACUAUUUCAAACAUGUUAUAUUGAGUGCUUCAAAAAUUUUGCUGUGCUCUUUUUUCAUAUUUUAUUAUCAGGUAAACAAGAGCAAUCUAUUUAUAAAAUGUCCCUGCAUGUGUAUGUAUGACCUAUCUUAAUUCUAAACGGAAAGAAUUUUAAAAUACCUGAACAAAAAUUUUAAAAUACCUGUUAUUUUUUUUACAGUCGGAAUGACGUUUGAGUCAUUUGGUAAAAUACCAUUUAUUUCAAAAAUAAAAAAAUAUUCAAAUCCGGUCAUAAAAAUAUAUGAUUGUUUUUUCCAAACAUUUUAAAUAUUUUUUUUUCUUAGGUAAUUGAUAUAAAUGAUAGUAAGUUUUUAAUAUUUUUUCAAAUAAAAAUAGAGGUAAAAUUUUGAAGUUUAUAUAAAAUUUGUACAUAUUUAACAAAUAAUAUUUGAUUGUAUUUUAGAUAUUAUUUUCUAAUUCCCUCUUCAAAUUUUUUCUUUACUAUGUAUUUAUAUAAAUAUUUAAGAAUUAUCUUUCAUUAAUUAUAUUUUCAACUUGACACCACAGUUACUCCCCAUAUCUUGAGUUAACUUACCCUAGGAGAAGCUGUUCAUUUAAAAAUAAUGAGCCUUAUUCUAGUUGUCGCGUCACUUACGUGACAUUUGUCGUUGUCGCUGUCACAUCACUUGAAAUGUGGUAUUCUAGUUGUCGAGUGACGUGACUGCGAGAAAUAAACGAAAAUGAAACGUUUCAAGUGAAAUUGAUACAUUUUAAAAAGAAAUUUUGGCGAGUAAAGUUCAAACUAAAAAAAAAAUUCGGUGUAUAUAUUUUUAAUCCGAGGGAAAUAAAAAAUGUCGUCAUUUGCAUUAUGGUUUAUGGAUUCAUCAGACUCCGAGAGUAAUGAAAUUGAAAAAAAAAAACAACAAUUAAGGAUCAAAAGAUUUAAGAUU